UCUUCGGCUCCCACCCCGGGGCGUGGGCCUGGGGGUCCCUCUUCACUGCGCAGCCACUUCUAGCCCGCCGCUUUCGGGACUCUCAACCUUCUUUUCCCUUCCCUGCGGGCCGGCCAGCACCACAACGGGGCCAAAGCCAGUAACUUGGUUGAAAGGCGCGCCCUGGGACAGGUCUACGGGCUCCGCUUUGCGCUGCACGCAGCCCGCAGUAGCGGGUGCCAGAGCAGGGUACGCCGGGAGUUAGCAGCCCAGCCAGGCCGCUAGGCUCGGGCGAGGGGCGGGGCCGGCGCAGGACGCGCAGGCGCACACCGCCUCCCGGGCAGCAUGGCGGAUGCAGCUCCUCAACUCGGCAAGAGAAAGCGUGAAUUGGACGUGGAGGAGGCCCACGCCGCCAGCACAGAAGAAAAGGAGGCAGGAGUUGGAAAUGGUACCUGUGCUGCUGUCCGCUUACCAUUCUCCGGCUUCAGAGUGCAGAAAGUGCUGAGGGAGUCUGCGCGGGACAAAAUAAUUUUCCUACAUGGGAAGGUGAAUGAGUCCUCUGGGGAUGGGAAUGGAGAGGAUGCCGUUGUGAUCCUGGAGAAGACGCCAUUUCAGGUGGAACAGGUGGCUCAGCUCCUGACAGGCAGCCCUGAGCUCCAGUUGCAGUUCUCCAACGAUAUCUACAGCACCUAUCACUUGUUCCCUCCAAGACAACUGAGUGAUGUAAAGACGACCGUGGUUUACCCGGCCACAGAGAAACACCUGCAGAAGUACCUACGCCAGGACCUCCGCCUGAUCCGAGAGACGGGAGAUGACUACAGGAACAUUACUUUACCCCACCUGGAGUCCCAGAGCCUCAGCAUCCAGUGGGUGUAUAACAUUCUCGACAAGAAGGCUGAAGCGGACCGGAUUGUUUUCGAGAACCCAGAUCCCUCUGAUGGUUUUGUCCUCAUCCCUGACCUCAAGUGGAACCAACAGCAGCUCGAUGACCUGUACUUGAUCGCCAUCUGCCGUCGCCGGGGCAUCAGAUCCCUACGCGACCUUACUCCGGAGCACCUGCCGCUGCUCAGGAACAUCCUCCACCAGGGGCAGGAGGCCAUCCUGCAGCGCUACCAGAUGAAGGGAGACCGUCUGCGAGUAUACCUGCACUACCUGCCCUCCUACUACCACCUGCACGUGCACUUCACCGCCCUGGGCUUCGAGGCCCCUGGCUCAGGCGUGGAGCGGGCCCACCUGCUGGCUGAGGUGAUCGAGAACCUGGAGUGUGACCCCAGGCACUACCAGCAGCGCACACUCACCUUCGCCCUCAGGGCCGACGACCCCCUGCUCAAGCUCUUGCAGGAGGCUCAGCAAAGCUGAAUUAACUCAGGCAGAAGAGCACAGAUGUGUGGGAUUGGGGGAGAAGUGGGGACAAGAUUUUUUAUCUCCAAGUGAAUUUUCUAAAAAUGUAUUUUGUACCGGCUUAUUCCUAGUAGUGAAUAAACUAGUGGGCUCAC
Rhinopithecus roxellana (golden snub-nosed monkey) is the source of this 1475-nucleotide messenger RNA. RefSeq names its product decapping enzyme, scavenger (gene DCPS). Gene Ontology annotation, biological process: deadenylation-dependent decapping of nuclear-transcribed mRNA. NCBI's taxonomy places the organism in Eukaryota, Metazoa, Chordata, Mammalia, Primates, Cercopithecidae. Gene Ontology annotation, cellular component: P-body; nucleus. Gene Ontology annotation, molecular function: RNA 7-methylguanosine cap binding; hydrolase activity. The record is from RefSeq and is a predicted model, not a curated record.